Molecule: messenger RNA, 4323 nt
Organism: Spirometra erinaceieuropaei
Lineage: Eukaryota; Metazoa; Platyhelminthes; Cestoda; Diphyllobothriidea; Diphyllobothriidae
Source: the annotation of a GenBank genome assembly
AUGUCAGAAUUAAAAGCGGAUGUUCUGGAAGAUUACAAUCCCUUCGGGCCGGUGGGCGCAAACGGUCCGUUCCUUUUACACCACAUUAUGAUGUGUUCACAGCAAUCACUUUCAUGAUGAUAUUACACUCCAUACUUCCUACUUUCGUUUUUGUGCUAAAAUAUUUACUUUCUGGGAAGUUAGAUUUUGUAUGCAGAUAAUAUCAAAAGUCCUUAACUCUGUCCGAUGUAUAUCAAACGGAGCGGCGACAUCACGUUUUUAUGCACCGCCGGAGGCACAAUUCGAGUAAAUUAUUAUAAUAAUCACAACGUUCAUGUGCAUCCCUUUUAAUGUUUAUCCAAAAAGUCGAACGUACCCUAGCGCUGGUUUGGCAAAAUAGUGGGAAGCAGGGGGACCCAGGUCUUCUUAGCAAGUGUAGAUGGGCCACUUAGCUUCGCCACAUCCUACGCACAUACACAUCCGGCUAUCUGCGCUUGGUCUUUUCACUAAAACACGGCGGAAUAUGACUGGAGACCGACGUCCAUGUAGUUCAAGUCUGUCACACCAUAAACAAGUUUGCACCCGUCAACGGUAGGGUGAAGGACCCUACCUAAUUGCCGGGAAAUUAUGGGUAGUAUCAUAUGGGGUUUUAUCUUGGCAUCCGCUCACUGGCCGUUACAGGCAUUGCACUGCCAACAAUAGUCACUUCUCGUAAGCUCAAGCCAUUACUCAAAGUCUGUUAUUGUUUUAAAAACUAACCUUUUGUUUACUUUUUAUCCAACGCGCCUAUCUCCGUUGGCAAAAAUCCAAUCAAGUUCUGUGUUUUCAUGAAUUUUGCCAGCUUACUGUCGGAAAUGCUGCCCCACCCGUAAAACCUCUAUUGCCAUCAUUACCGCAUGACAUGAUCCACAGUCCACCGACAGCUAAGUGGGCUCCUUCAUCCUACCGUUGCCCGACACCCCUCUAGGACAUUGAAAUACCUCGUUGCCUGCCACGACCUAGCUAUGAGGUAGCUACCUGAUUCUAGAAUAUUUUUUCCUUAAUUUGGAAGUCAUAUCAGUGAUGAUCCAAUGCCAGAAUUUUACGCCGCAUCGGAGUUCGAGUUCUUCACAGCGAUGCACUCUGAAGCGAUAGUCUCGGAUCGUAAAACCCAAUCUCUGAUGCGUAUACCGCAGUGCUGAUGGUGAACAGCAUCUGAGUUUCUGUUAUGACCGAUUUUCCUCCCUUUCUACUUAUAAAUACACAAGUUUUGCAGUAAUUUAGUUUUGGGAAACUUCGAACGCCUUUCGUGUCUUAAUUGGGCAGUGUUGUAGUGUGCCAUACAGCUGACAAAACUAAGGUUCCUGGUCGUUGAGUACAGCACAUCGACAAACAAAAUCCAUAUCAUAAGGUUGAUAUUUCUUUAAACGAGAAAUCAAAUCAAACUAAACUAAACCUAACUAUCUUUGAAGCCAUUUGCAGAUUUAAUCAAAAAGUUUCUCACCGAUGAACGACUGUAGAAAGAUACGAGCGAUCUUCGAUUUGAGAUUCAGAUGACCUUCCAACUCAGUGAUCCUCACCUAACGUGAACUCUGUUUCAACACCCGGGCAACGACCCGUUCACUCUGGAGUUUUUACAGUGGACCCGAACGGUCUGUCCUGCGUCCUCGCAAACGCUUGCAACCUUCCCCUCUUUUCAGCUCAGACAGAUAAAUUGACGGUUUCAGGUUUAACUUACCUUACUGCCCCAACAUUGAUUCCAGUUGCAGACCUUACUCAACGAGCAUUUCUUAAGUGUGUUCGCGUCUGACAGUUACUAUGUCUUCGCUAUCAGUGGUUUAGUGUACCGCUGAUCCGCUAGAUGACGGAGAUGCACUUGAGUCGGAAUUCUUUAUCAUCAAAUAAUAUGAUUGUUUGGGCACUAUCAUAAAUUCCUCCAAGUUAUGUGGAUAAAUUCGAGAUUCCCCUUGUUUGGAUCUAGUGUUUGCGCAGUUGGGUGGAGCUUAUCUCUUAUUGCAGGAAAGAGGGACGACGCUUAAAAAAUUCACCAAGCAAGCCUUUAUUCUUUGGAAGUCUACGACAUGGAGUCAAUGGGGCCGAAGGGCAAGAGGCAUAUUCCCACCAUCCACACUGUCCUCACCAAAACAUUGGGGUUGGCUAGGGACUGUUUUCUGGUUGUCCCAACUCAGAUUAACUACGGCAUCAGCAAGCGUAAUAGACUUGUGGCUUUAUCUCGUGCUCAGGCAAUUAGCCUGGUAUAUGGCGAGAAGCAAGGCCUUACUACUUGUAAUUUAUACGACCUCGUCUGAUCUAGCCAACCUGAAUGACGUCACUAAUGUUUCUUACGCACGCACGCUCUGGAGAGUUCAGUUCACUGUCUUCGCAAGCGGCGACAACUGGAUACGGAAGUCGUUGUGGACUUUGUGGAGCCAGAUUUUAAGCUGGCCUCCUUGUUUUCGCCUCCAGUUAGCCAAGAAUAAAGAAAGUUCGAGAUGUGUCACGGCAACUAUUUUAUGUCCGAAAAUAUCCUGGCGAUGUUGCCACAGCAAGCAUAGGGUGUUUUAUUCGAGAUGACUUUAAUGUACUCCACCUAAAGGAGGCUUCUGAAGAACGAUUGUCGCGGGCUUUAUUUUUUGCCUAUAUUCCAAGUUUACAUGCCCUUAUUCAGGACGGCGGAAGUUAACUGACUGGAGGGAUGUUCGUGACAUGCCGAUAAUUAUCGUAAUUAAUUUAACCUGACGGGUCUAUAAACACCCUCUAAGAUCUGCAACCCUGGGAGCAGCAUUUGUUUCUGCCAAGAUAUCAUCCUUUGUUUAACGGCAACUUCACGCGCACGCACUUUAGUUUGCAUUUCUUCAAACUGCCAGUCAUUAUUUACAAACAAUACUUCCCCUCUAUCAAGAGUCAAGCUCGAGAAAUUUUGAGUUUUCCCGGCAUUCGCAUGUACACCGACCUCAUUCACCAGAGACUGCAUUCUAUGGACGAAGAAAAAGCAGACUGGGAUGGCCAUCUCGGGCCUGUUAGCCGUCCCGUAAUCUAAUCAGUGAACGCCCUUCUACCAUAGUAUCGUCAGGCACACUCAUUAGGACAACGGACCCGUGUUUAAUGGUGGAACAUUGAACUACUUAACGAUCAAUGACCAAAUAAACCGAACACCAAUCCCACGUCGUCCAGACCUGUUGUUGGAUAGGACUUGCUGACGACAACUAACAGGCCGGAAAUGGCCAUUCCAGUCUCUAGUUCCUGUCGAUACUCUCUUCUCUGCAUAUAUUACUGGCCCCUAUGUGCCUGCCUGCGAGAGCUCUAUGGCACAACGGAUUAAGUACGUCCAAUAAGGUGAUCGGUGAGCACCCUUCUAUCACACUGCAUUUUGUAUAUCAUUGUAGUUUGACGUUAGCUCGGUGAUCCCGCGAACAUAGUCGAGUUAGCCCAGUAGGCGUUCUGGUGCAAAUGCAACACCUCCGAAAUCGCGAUAAGUAGCCCAUAGGAUCACCAACUGCUGUGGCCAAACUAGGUUACAAUCUCUUCGAACACCAAACAGAAUGUCGAGCGGUUGAGGAUGACAUUGUUAUUAACCAGAGCACAUGAGAUGAUGGGGCCAUAGUAAACCUGAUCGGAGCGAUACUUUCGACGCAUCGCUCGAUUUCAUUAUCCACCACAGGAACUCACGAUAGGCAAUUUCGCAAGCUACCACAAAGUCAACAAAACAAACUGCCGUCAGUUUCUGGUAGUUGCGAUGGAAUUUGAGAGUGCCCUGCAGUAUAAACUAUUUUGUCGGUGUAUUCACGUCCAGCCAGUCAGUUUGUUUUCGAAACAGAGAAAUCUCAUUUCCUUCCGCAGUUCCCGUUGCUUUUUCGCUCUUCCACGUCCCCCAUUUAUCCCACUGGUACCUGCUGAGUGCUCUUCAGUGCCAGGCUUUCGUUUAAACCUCAUGCACGUAUUCAUCAGCGCAGCCACAAAAGUGUUAUGGUGGUCGAACAGCCAUUUAUCCAGCAUUUCUAACACCUGCGAAUUACUUUCACCUCCGUAUACCCUGCAGAAACCAUGUAUCGCGCGCCGCCACAACAGGCCAAUAACCAGCCCGCGGUUCUGCCCCUCUCUGACUCCCAUCCCUUGGGCCCUCCCCCCUACUCUGCGUCGAAAUCCGAGCAACCCGCCCUGAUGCCCGCUGCACCCGCUCAGGAUUCUCUAACGGUUGCUGAUUUGCAACGUCGUCAGGCUGAACUUGAUGCCCGAGCCGCGCAACUAGAUCUGAGGGAGCGUCAGCAGCAACAACAGGAGAUGUGGCGUGCAGAGCAUGGCUAUGGCAAUGUCUCGGGUAUGAUUUACCUUUUUCUAGUGAUUUCCUGCCAGCUCCCUCCCUGA